Molecule: messenger RNA, 3069 nt
Organism: Drosophila kikkawai
Lineage: Eukaryota; Metazoa; Arthropoda; Insecta; Diptera; Drosophilidae
Source: RefSeq, a predicted model, not a curated record
UCUGAAAGGUUAUUACAACUUUCCGUGAAAAAUCGGAAAAUCUAAAAUAACAUUCUUAAAAACUCAACGAAAAUAAAACAAUGGAACCCCAAGGAGAAGCCCUGAAGCAGCUACAGGACCAUUGUUUGGACCGUGAGCUGCCUAUGCCCGUCAUGAUGAUUGAGCAAACAUCAGAGGAAGUGUUGGCCUACUGCAACUUGGGCAAGCUGUCCUGCUGUGGCAGGUCGGACAACGUGAAGCAGGCCUGCCACAAGGCAGCCACUAAAAUGUUGUCCAUGAUCACCAUUCAAAAGGACAACGAUAUCCCUACCGUAAAGUCCAUGCGUCUCUGUGAUCGCCACAAUUACUUCAAGAACUUUCCGUCAGCCCUGAAAGUUGCUGCCUUUGAAGUCAUCCUUCGUCCGGACAAGUACACCAGUACCAAGGAGCAAGCACUGAGCCUAUUGGCCGCCCUGAAGCUAUCAUCAACCAUGGACAAAGUGUCCACAAAAGCAGGGAACAAGCAGCUCUAUCAAAUCGAAAUCGAUUGCCCGUUGGAUUGUUUGUUUUUGGCUUGCCCCCUGCCUAUCCCUAUGAUAUACGCCAUUUUGCUUGUUGUCGCCGCCGUCGUCGUCGAGGGAGUGACAGGGACAACUAAAGAGACAACGAUUAGUGCAAUUGGAACGGCAGACAUUCCAGUGGAAAGACAACAAGACGCCGAAGCAGCUGUACGCGAAGUGAUCUCACCGCCAUUGGGUGUUAGUGUGGGCUUAGUGGAUUCACUGAUCCUGGUGCCCGACGAGAACGACAAGUGCCCGCAGGGUUAUUUCCAUUGCAACAGUUCGGCACAGUGUGUGCCGCAGCGGGCCAACUGUGAUGGCAGCGUCGAUUGCGAUGACAAGUCGGAUGAGCUUAAUUGCGACAAUGAGGUGGAUGCCAAGUACUGGGAUCAUCUCUUCCGGAAGAAUACAUUUGGCGCAGGCGAUGACAAGAAGUUGGGCGAUUGUUUAUGGCAGAACGAGAACUUCAGCUGUCCUUGUCGCGGCGACCAGAUCCUGUGCCGCUUCCAGCAGCUUACAGAGCUGCCAACUCGCUUGCCACAAUAUGAUCUGGCAACGCUCGAUCUUACGGGCAGCAACUUUGAAAACAUAAAUGAGACCUUCUUCGAGGGACUGCCCGAGGUGAAAAGCUUAGUUCUGAAGUUCUGCGGAAUCCGUGAGAUUGCCUCGCACGCCUUUGAUCGCCUGGCGGACAACCCACUGAGGACCCUUUAUAUGGACGAUAAUAAAUUGCAGCAUCUGCCGGAACACUUCUUUCCCGAAGGCAAUCAAUUGAGGAUUCUAAUUUUGGCACGCAACCGACUGCACAGCCUGAAUCGCAGUGAUUUCCACAAUCUACAGCAACUGGAGGAGCUGGACCUGCGAGGCAAUCGCAUUGGUAGCUUCGAAGCGGCGGUGUUUGCGGAACUAAUAAGCUUGGAAUUUUUAUAUCUCAACGAAAAUCAAGUAAAACGUCUAGAUGCCGAAAUGUUUCCCAGGACUUUGCUCCGCCUGCACACACUGUCCUUGGAUCGCAAUCAAAUCGAGGAUAUUGACGCCAACACUUUUCAUUUUCCAUGCCUUCGACAUUUAUAUCUGGCUGGCAACCGACUCUCUCACAUACGCGACGAAACCUUUUGCAAUCUUAGCAAUCUCCAAGGAUUACACUUGAACGAGAACCGCAUCGAGGGUUUCGGACUGGAGGCCUUCGCCUGUUUGGGCAACCUCACAUCGCUGCUGUUAACGGGCAAUCGCUUCCAGACGCUCGAUCCGCGGGUCCUCCAAAACCUGAGCAGCCUGGAUUACAUUUACUUCUCCUGGUUCCAUCUGUGCAGCGCCGCCCUCCAUGUGCGCGUCUGCGAUCCGCAUGGCGAUGGCAUUAGCAGCAAGCUGCAUCUCCUGGACAACCAGAUACUGAGAGGCAGCGUUUGGGUGAUGGCCUCCAUUGCCGUUGUGGGCAACCUUUUGGUGCUCCUCGGACGCUACUUCUACAAAUCCAGAAGCAAUGUGGAGCAUUCACUGUACCUACGACACCUGGCCGCCAGCGAUUUUCUCAUGGGCAUUUACCUGACGCUGAUUGCCUGCGCGGACAUUAACUUUCGCGGCGAGUACAUCAAGUAUGAGGAGGCCUGGCGCCACAGCGGUGUCUGCGCCUUUGCCGGCUUCCUCAGCACCUUUAGUUGCCAGUCGUCGACGCUGCUGCUCACCCUGGUCACCUGGGACCGUCUGAUGUCUGUGACGCGGCCCCUCAAGCCACGGGACACGGAAAAGUUUCGCAUUGUCCUGCGCCUGCUGCUGCUGUGGGGCAUCAGUUUCGGCCUGGCAGCGGCACCUCUGCUCACCAAUCCCUACUUUGGCAGCCACUUUUAUGGCAACAACGGUGUCUGCCUGUCCCUGCACAUCCAUGAUCCCUAUGCCAAGGGCUGGGAAUACUCGGCUUUGCUGUUCAUCUUUGUCAACACCUUGUCCCUGGUCUUCAUCCUGUUCUCCUAUGUGAGAAUGCUGCAGGCUAUCAGAGAUUCUGGCGGAGGAAUGCGGAGCACGCACAGCGGCAGAGAGAAUGUGGUGGCUACCAGAUUUGCUAUAAUUGUGACCACGGAUUGCGCCUGCUGGCUGCCCAUAAUUGUGGUCAAGGUGGCUGCCCUUUCAGGCUGCAACAUCUCACCCGAUCUGUACGCCUGGCUGGCGGUGCUGGUCUUGCCGGUUAACUCGGCCCUGAAUCCCGUGCUGUACACCUUGACCACGGCUGCUUUCAAGCAGCAGCUGCGUCGCUACUGCCACACGCUGCCCAGCUGCUCGCUGCUGAACAACGAGACCCGCUCCCAGACGCAGACGGCCUACGAGUCGGGAUUGAGCGUAAGUCUGGCUCAUUUGGGUGGCGGUGUAGGUGGUGGUGGUGGUUCUGGCAGAAAGCGACUCUCCCACCGGCAAAUGAGUUACCUGUAGAGGAGAGGAUGCGCUAGACGACGAUUUGUGAUCUAAAUAGUUAAAAUUUUAUUGUAAUUUCUAAAUUAUAAAUACAUAUUCAGAUGUUAGUUUGGAAUGCUUGGCA